AACUCCUCGGCCAUUUUAUCGAAAACAAAAACACAAAAAAACAUUUUUUGAAAAAAAAAUGGCCGAGGAGCUCCGAAUGUUUUGAAACCAAAAAAAUAAUACUUGUAAAAUUGGCAAACACAUUGCCCUUCGACAGAAAUCUCUGAAAUUAUGCAACAAAAUGGGAGGACAAGCAUCAAAGUCAAUAGCUUCAAAGGUAGCGCGACCUAUUAAAAGUUUCAAUUUCGAAAGCAGAGCCCAGAAAGCCAUAGAAAAACAGAAGACUGAGCCCAAACCGGCUCCAAGACAUCAGUCUACCGACAAAAUGUUUGAGAAGCAGUCAACAGCCCACCCUGAAGUUCGAGAAGAGGUAGAGAAGCAGGACCCGAGGCUGAUAGGCCGCGUUAACGAGCUAAAGCUGGAGAUGGAAUAUGACAUGCCCAGAAUUUGUUCUUCUGCUGACCGACCCCUACCCUCUAACAGAAAAAACUUUGAGGACCCGGAUGACGCUUUCAUCAACGUGAAAAAAAUACCAAAGGGGAAAAUGUCCUUGGUUCAAGCUCAUACAAUCUUGGAAAGACAUUUAGAAGACCAGCAGAAAAACUCUGCAGUAGCUCUAGCCAAGGAAUAUAAUCUCGAUAUAGACAAUACUCUCAAUUUUCUUAGGUUUUACAGUAGAAUGAAUGUUGACGUGCAAAAGGCUCCCCAAAAGACUGACUCACUAAUAGAAAUAGAAAGCAUCACUAAAAAGAAGACAAGAUCUGUGACGAAAUUUAUUGACACUUUGUUUCAAAAAAAAACUUGACGAGUGUAUAUUUUAGGAUUUAAUCAUAAUUAUAUGCAUUGGAUUAUUAUUGCUUUAAAGCCAAAGUUAAACAAGAUGUUCUUUGAGUGUUCAGUUAUUUAGAGAUAUAUAAACAGUAGAACAUAAAACUGAGCAGAAAAAACAUAACACAAAUGGCUCAAUGUGAGCUGAACGGUAAAAUUGUAGGUGUGUUUGUGCGUUCUUUGAUUGUUGUAUUUAAAAUAUUUAUACCGGUAGAUAUAUAAAUGGUGGAUCAUAGAACUGAACAUUUACAAAUAAUACAAAUUGUUUAUUGUGAGCUGAAUGGUAAAUUUGUUGUCAAUGCUAAAAUUUUAGUCUUAAUUAAAAAAAAUCCCAAUCCUCAUGAAACUUGGUCAUAAUUU
This is a messenger RNA of Mya arenaria, 1167 nucleotides long. RefSeq names its product NADH dehydrogenase [ubiquinone] 1 alpha subcomplex assembly factor 4-like. The record is from RefSeq and is a predicted model, not a curated record. Gene Ontology annotation, biological process: mitochondrial respiratory chain complex I assembly. Gene Ontology annotation, cellular component: mitochondrion. The coding region runs from base 161 to 784 and encodes 207 amino acids. The transcript is spliced from 3 exons. NCBI's taxonomy places the organism in Eukaryota, Metazoa, Mollusca, Bivalvia, Myida, Myidae.